This is a messenger RNA of Vollenhovia emeryi, 2359 nucleotides long. It is a transcript of the gene Pmp70, whose product is annotated as ATP-binding cassette sub-family D member 3. Gene Ontology annotation, biological process: peroxisome organization; long-chain fatty acid import into peroxisome; very long-chain fatty acid catabolic process. Bases 290 to 2281 code for a protein of 663 amino acids. Lineage: Eukaryota; Metazoa; Arthropoda; Insecta; Hymenoptera; Formicidae. Gene Ontology annotation, molecular function: ATP binding; long-chain fatty acid transmembrane transporter activity; ABC-type transporter activity. The transcript has 12 exons. Gene Ontology annotation, cellular component: peroxisomal membrane. The record is from RefSeq and is a predicted model, not a curated record.
AUCGCAGAAUUCGCAGAAAGUCCGCGCGGCAGAGUGCCGCGUUGACUCGCGUGCGCGCCGGGCCUCUCUCUUUCGCUCGCUCGCUCCUCCUCCUCCUCUCCGCCGCGUCUCCCACCCGACGUCGUCGCCCACCACUAUCUCGGGUCUCGACGCGGCUCGGCCGACUCAUCCGACCGCCCGUGUCCUAGGGCUGCACGCUCCAAAGGCCAGGCGCGAUAGUCGAACCGUCGCGCCAGGACGGUGCAGCUCGCGAUAACGCUACGGUACGCGCGAGAGCCCGAGCACCGAGAUGGCACCGGCCAUCAGCAAAUUCGCUACCAGACGCACGCUGGCCGGCGCGGCCGCGCUCGGCACGCUCGUCUGGAUACUCAGGAGCCGCAGCAGGAGGCGGACGCAGAAGAUCAGGGACCAGUGGCCCACCGGCAACGACAUUCAGUAUGUCAUCAAGGAGGAGAAGCCCAAGAGCCCCAAGGCGCAGGUCAACGCCGUCUUCUUCCGCAGGCUCUGUCAGCUGCUCAGGAUCGGCAUCCCCGGCGUCUUCUCGCCGGAGUUCGGCUUCGUGCUCCUGGUGGCGAGCGCCCUGGUCGGCAGGACCCUGUGCGACUUGUGGCUGAUCAAGAAGGGCACCCUGAUAGAAACGUCAAUUGUCAGCAUGAACGGGCCAUUGUUCAGGCGACAUCUGAUGACUCUAUUCGCCGUGGGGCCGAUGAUUGCGAUCGUGAAUAAUAUACUGAAGUACGGCAUAAGCGAAAUGAAGUUGAGGUUGCGUACAAAUAUCACGCGUUAUUUGCUGGAUCAUUAUCUUAAGGGCUUUACCUAUUACAAAAUGAGUAAUCUGGACACUCGAAUCGCGAAUCCGGAUCAGCUGUUGACCACAGACGUCGACAGAUUCUGCGAAAGCUGCACGGACCUUUACAGCAACAUAGCGAAGCCUCUGCUGGACAUCGGUAUUUACGUAUAUAAAUUAACAACCAGUCUCGGUGGACAGACACCGAUCCUAAUGCUCUCAUACCUGGUGCUAGCUGGUACCUUUUUGACCCACCUUCGCAAGCCCAUCGGAACGAUGACAGUGAAGGAGCAACGACUGGAAGGAGAGUAUCGUCACAUCAAUUCAAGAUUGAUCGUCAACUCGGAGGAGAUAGCCUUUUAUGGAGGAAACAACAGGGAGAAACUGACGGUGUUGACCAGCUUCCACAAACUCGUGACGCAUCUGCGCAAAUUCUUGGAAUUUAAGAUCCUGAUAGGCGUCAUAGACAAUUACGUUGCCAAAUAUUUCGCGACCGUGAUCGGCUUCUACGCGGUGAGCAUACCCUUCUUCCAGACGAACCACGCCGUGCUGUCCGGCACGCCCGACCACAGAUUCAAAUCGUACUACACGUACGGCCGGAUGCUGGUGAAGCUGGCGGAGGCGAUCGGCCGAUUGGUGCUAGCCGGCAGGGAAAUGACGCGCCUGGCGGGAUUCACGGCGCGGGUCACCGAGAUCAAGAAGGUCCUCGACGACCUGAACGCCGGGAAAUACCAGCGAACGAUGAUCUCGGAUUACAAGGAGACCGCGAUCGGCUGUCCCGGUAACGGCAGGAUCGUGCCGCGCGACAAUAUCAUACGGUUCGACCACGUUCCUCUGGUGACGCCGAACGGAGACGUGCUCGUCAAGGAAUUGUCCUUCGAGGUGAAGUCGGGGAUAAACGUUCUGGUUUGCGGACCAAACGGUUGCGGCAAGAGUUCAAUGUUCAGGAUCCUCGGCGAAUUGUGGCCGAUCUGGUCCGGGACCAUCACGAAACCACCGCGCGGUAAGCUCUUUUACAUACCGCAACGUCCUUACAUGACGCUGGGUACGUUGAGAGACCAGAUCAUAUAUCCCCACACGAAGGAGGAGAUGAAGAGGCGCGGUAACGCUAACGACGAUGAUCUCAAGAAGUUCCUGGAUCUGGUGCAAUUAACCCAUCUGUUGGAAAGGGAAACCAACGGUGAACAGUCAGGUUGGGACGCGGUGGCUGAUUGGAUGGAUGUCCUGUCGGGUGGCGAGAAACAGCGUAUAGCGAUGGCUCGGCUGUUUUAUCAUAAACCGCAAUUCGCGAUCUUGGACGAGUGCACGAGUGCGGUCAGCGUCGACGUCGAGGAUUCCAUGUAUAGAUACUGCAAAAAGGAGAACAUUACGCUGUUCACGGUCUCGCAUCGUCGCUCACUUUGGAAGCAUCACGAGUACUACUUACACAUGGACGGCCGAGGAGGCUACGAGUUCAAGCCGAUCGAACAAGACACGAUAGAAUUCGGAUCGUGAAUUCUCGUGUCCCUUGCAUGCGCGCAAACGCAUUCGCGUGCGAGGGACAUCUAAUUUGGCGUAACUUAACCCUUUUUU